Messenger RNA from Setaria italica (foxtail millet), 1494 nucleotides. RefSeq lists its product as uncharacterized. The coding region runs from base 617 to 1189 and encodes 190 amino acids. The transcript has 3 exons. The record is from RefSeq and is a predicted model, not a curated record. Lineage: Eukaryota; Viridiplantae; Streptophyta; Magnoliopsida; Poales; Poaceae.
CGAGGGGACUUGCAAGUCAGUCAACGGCCUCCCGCUCCAGUGAGCUGAGCUUCUGCAUCUAGCUCUCGGCCCUCUCCGUCGCCGUGCUCGCCGAUCUGCUGCUAUCACCACCGGAGAUGGGCAUCAAGGCGGUCGGAUGCCAUGGCCUGAGCUGAGCUUCUCUGCUGCCACUCGUGCAUAGUGCCAUGGCAACGGCAGUGACAACGUCCUCCUCCACUGCACGCCGGGCCUCCGGUUGCACCGUAUCAGACAGAAUCAUGGCGCGUUCAACAGAUGGGAAUACGUACAAGUUAGUGCUGACGAUCUAGUGCUGACGACGGAAGAAAAUUGGGUGCGGCGCGGAUGCAAAGCGCAUCCGGUGCACACCCAACCCGCGGGGCCGACACGUGGAGCGUGAAUAAAUCCGACGGACCGACGGAAGGCAAAGCGUGUCUGGGAAGGCAGGCGUCCAGCGGCUCGUCGCGCUCGGCUCGGCUCUGGGAACCGCGUAAUCGUUCGCUCGUUAACCUUCCCGUUGCUAUCAAUCACCCAACCACGGGCCUCUAUCCUUCUCAAAACGUUGAAUCCUAGCAGGUUAACGGCCCCUCCGCCUCAAGAACCUCCUAGGCCGACCACCAUGCUCACUGAAGCUCUCGCCGCCGCCUUCGCCGACCUGUGGGCGGCGAUCACCGCCAUCCAGCUCUACUACUCCAUCAACCUGCAGCCGGGCGCGGGUGCUACGACAACGGCAACAUCCGCCGAUCAAACCGCGGCGUCCGUCGGCGACUUCCAGAUCUUCCUGACGCUGGUCGCGGCGGGGGGCCUCUACGCCGCGGUGGCGCUCGUUUACCGCAGCCUUCAUCAAGCCGAAGCCGCGGGCGCGGGCGGCGGCGACCGGCGCCCGUCGGACCUCGUGGCCUUCAUCUUCGCAGCGGCUGGCGUCCUCGAGUACUUCCUGUUCGUCGAUGAUGUCGGCGCGCUCGGUCUCGCUGCUGCCCGUGUCCUUCCUGCAGCGUCGAUUGGGACCUUCUUUCUGGGGAUGGUGCUGAUAAUCCUCGUGCACAUCCGCGCCGGCGGCGAGGGAGGAUGCGGUGCCGUCGUGGGAGACGGGCCGAUCCAGGCGCCCGUGUGGAUCAUCACCAAGAUGGCGUUCGCCGCGGCGGCAGGACUCGUCGCCUUGAUGGCGAUUGCGUUGUGCCCCAAAUACUAAAGCAAGCUGGAAGAUGUACUGGUUGGGUUUGGGUAUUAUCAAAGAUGCAUCCCGGGUGCCGGCAUUGUCGUCUACGGAGCUGUGUGUUAACUACUUUACAUCGCUACAAUACAUUUUGUUGUGUGUAUGUUAUAUUAUGAAUGUACUGAAUAUUUUUAUGCUGCUUGCUUGUGACUACGGAAGUAGAGUCAGGGAUGAUACUUUGAGCUUAUAUAUGUGGCUUUUAUGACUGGAAUUUGUCUAUGAUUUUAUCACCAUUUCGAACUAUCGGAUAUGUGAAUGUGUGCUUGGUUAAUGUGAUGCAA